AGCGGCUGUUGGAGAAGGGGUUCACGGAAACAGUCCCUUCCGAAGCCCCGGCCAUCGCGGGGUGGGCCGUCUUCCUCCCUCUCAGGCCGGGGGCGCCGGCCAAGAGGGACACGUGUACCGACCGCGGCCGCCCACCCGGGCACGCCGGGGCAAGACCGCGCAGGACGACCCGGGGGCCGCCGCCCGUUGGCCCCGCCCGGCCCUGAACGCCCAGGGGUCGCGGCGCGUCUGCCCGUGGCGUGUCAGCAGCAGCCUGUGGCGACUGAGGCUAUGCAUUGCAGCAGCUCCAAGAGCGGGGUGGUCUUGGCUCCAGUGUCCCGAGGUCCUGAUGCCUGUCAGAUGAUAACCAGAGCCCACCUCGGCCAGGAUCCCCCCCAAAGAACAGUGCUAGGGGUGCUGACUGAGAAUGGGCAGUACAGGAGGACCUGUGGCCAGGGGAUCACAACAAUCAGGUGUUUCUCUGGAUCAGAAAAUGUCUUCCCUUCAACUGGAAAGAAACUGCUCUCUGACUGUGGGGUCCAUGUGCCCGCCAAGCAAGGAUUUGAUAUCUACAUGGAUGAGCCUGAGCAGGGUGACAGAGACAGCUGCACAGAAAGAGAGGGGAUGGCAUUUGAGGAUGCGUAUGAAGUAGACACCAGCACACUCAAGUCAGACCUUCACUUCUUGCUGGAUUUUAACACAGUUUCCCCCAUGCUGGUAGAUUCAUCUCUCCAUUUCCAGUCUGAAGAUGCAUCAGAUUUUGGUACAGAUGUGAUAAAUGUGACUGAAUAUGCUGAAGAAAUUCAUCAGUACCUUAGAGAAGCUGAAAUAAGAUACAGGCCCAAAGCGCACUACAUGAGGAAACAGCCGGACAUCACAGAAGGCAUGCGCACAAUUCUGGUGGACUGGCUGGUGGAGGUCGGAGAAGAAUAUAAGCUUCGAGCAGAGACUCUCUACCUGGCUGUCAACUUCCUGGACAGGUUUCUCUCCUGCAUGUCUGUUCUGAGAGGGAAACUGCAGCUUGUGGGAACAGCAGCUAUUCUUCUGGCUUCGAAAUAUGAAGAAAUAUAUCCCCCUGAAGUAGACGAGUUUGUCUACAUAACUGAUGAUACUUACACAAAGCGGCAGCUGUUAAGAAUGGAACACCUGCUCCUGAAAGUCCUGGCUUUUGGUUUGACGGUGCCAACGACCAACCAGUUUCUCCUUCAGUACUUGAGGAGGCAAGGAGUGUGCGUCAGAACCGAGAACCUGGCCAAGUACGUAGCGGAACUGAGUCUACUUGAAGCUGACCCAUUCUUGAAAUAUCUUCCUUCACUGAUAGCUGCAGCAGCUUAUUGCCUGGCAAACUAUACUGUGAACAGGCACUUCUGGCCAGAAACUCUUGCUGCCUUUACAGGCUAUUCAUUAAGUGAAAUCGUUCCUUGCCUGAGCGAGCUACACAAAGCGUGCCUUGACAUACCCCAUCGACCUCAGCAAGCAAUUCGGGAGAAGUAUAAGGCUUCGAAGUACAUGCACGUGUCUCUCCUGGAACCCCCUGCAGUGCUUCCUCUACAGUAAGCUGCAGGACUGAAGCGCUUUCAGACCUGGACUUCCACGUCACCAGCACUGGUCUUAAUUUUUAUAGGUUUCUGCAGGUUGGGUCAACUAGUGUUGCUACAAUAUAGAUGACAUAUUUUUUAAAAAUGUAAAGGUAUUUAGGUUCUCUUAGACUUUAGUAGCUUAUAAUAGAGUCUAACAUUUUUUGA
This is a messenger RNA of Equus quagga, 1724 nucleotides long. RefSeq names its product cyclin A1 (gene CCNA1). The transcript has 9 exons. NCBI's taxonomy places the organism in Eukaryota, Metazoa, Chordata, Mammalia, Perissodactyla, Equidae. Bases 271 to 1536 code for a protein of 421 amino acids. Gene Ontology annotation, cellular component: nucleus; cytoplasm; cyclin A2-CDK2 complex. Gene Ontology annotation, molecular function: cyclin-dependent protein serine/threonine kinase regulator activity. Gene Ontology annotation, biological process: mitotic cell cycle phase transition; regulation of cyclin-dependent protein serine/threonine kinase activity. The record is from RefSeq and is a predicted model, not a curated record.